Molecule: messenger RNA, 2934 nt
Organism: Saccostrea echinata
Lineage: Eukaryota; Metazoa; Mollusca; Bivalvia; Ostreida; Ostreidae
Exons: 11
Coding region: 140-1885 (581 amino acids)
Cellular component (GO): cytoplasm
Molecular function (GO): protein binding
Source: RefSeq, a predicted model, not a curated record
UUGUAUUCUCAUUAGAGGAAUGGCUUUAUACAUAGCUGAGCCAUGACAGAUGGAUUGCUUGCGACUCUUCUCUUUGAAGUCAAUGAAACAUUCAGAACCCUCAUGGCGAUUUACUUAGGUAUCUGAGGAAAUUAUUGCCAUGCCAUUUGCUCCGACAUUGAAGCUGAGGUCCACUGGGUCUCGAACUUCUGCUCGUAACAGGUUGUUUUCCAGUCCGAAUAGUGGUCAGCCAUUUACGUGUCCAUCUACAACACGGAGAACCAGUGAUCCUGGUGUUUUCUACUACAGUGAUGAAUCAUCAACAAUGGGAUCUAAAAAGAAGCAGAUAAGGUCCAAUGGCACUGUGACACAGAAUGGAAAGAAAGUAUCAAAUGGAGUGAGUGAACGAAAGAGGAAAAAUGAAGACUCUACCACAGUCACAAAAACUGUGCAAAUAAGUGCUUUUAUCAUCAUAAUCAUCGCUUUCAUUGUCAUGUACAGGACUGACUUUUCAUCAGAGAAAUCUUCAGAACAAUCAUCUAGUCCAUCUAAGUCUUCCCAAGAUUCAAAAAAAUCCCAGAAUUCCAUGCAUUCAGAUUCCACGGGCAAUUGGAGACCUGCCACAAAAGAGGCAUUGAGGUUGUAUGGAUCAUCCAAAUGUACAGUAGAUAGGAGGGAUGCCAGUGAUUUAACUGUGAACGAAUUCGAGGAUAAAUAUAGAUUUAAAAAACCAGUGAUUGUAAGGUUUCCCAGAGGGGCCAGGGACUGGACUGACCCCUGGAAAUGGUCCCUCCGCAGUCUGAAGCAGGAGUAUGGACAGUGGUAUGUCCUGUCUGGAAAUUCACGAGAUAUUGUACGGAAAGGAGGAAACGGAGAUGUCCAGUCAUCUUUCUCGGAGUUUGUGGAUUCCCUGAUGCAAGACAAGGAUGAAAUUGGAGAACCCUUCUACAUUUUUGACCGAAUGUUCUACAAUGAUUCCAGUCUUCCUAGAACUUUAAAACCACCAAAGUACUUUGAAAUCAAAGAUGGGGUAGAUGACAGUAUUUUCUUUCUGGGAGCAUCCAGUAGUGGUGUGUCCUUCCACAAACACGCGGAUGCAUGGAAUGGGGUCAUUUAUGGACAGAAGCGGUGGUUCCUCUAUCCCUCCACUCACACCCCACCUGGAGGGGUGUACCCAGGCUUUACUCAGAUGGAGUGGUAUGACAAGAUUUACCCCUCCCUGUCGGGGGAUGAUCUCCCCAUGGAGUGUGUCCAGGAGGCAGGGGAAAUACUAUAUCUACCAGAGGGGACCUACCAUGGUACAAUUAACCUUGGGGACACAGUAGCUAUAGGAAUUCAGAAGAAGGAUGCUUCCAUAGAGACAGAAAAACUCUUCUACAAAGAGCUGAAUCUGGAACAAGCGACACCUGGUGCCACCAGAGAUAGACUUCUUCAGGAGAGGAUCCAAAUUUUUCAGAAGCUCCAUAAACUUUUACCUGAGAGUACAGAAGUACUGAUGAAGUUAGGGCAGGCUUUUUCUGACACAGGGAGGGUUGACGAAGGACUGAAAUUCACCCAGCAGGCCAUAGACAAAGACCCCCACUUCCUUAUAGCUCACCUGAACAAAGCUAAGAUGUACAUACAGAAAAAUGAAGAUAAAAAGGCAGAAGAAAAGCUGAAGAUUUGUUUGGAGAUGAAUCCUAAAUUGUGGGACGUACAUGCUACAUAUGGAGACUUUCUGAUGAAAAAUCAGAGGUUUAAAGAGGCAGCACAAAUGUUCAGAAAGGGAACACAAGUGAAGCCAGACAUGAUACCAUUCUGGGCCAAUCUGAGGAAUGCCCUGCAACAAAGUGGUGACAAUGCAGGGGUAAGGGAGGUAAAUCUUGUUAUCGAACGAAUUCAGCGAGAACAGCAGGACAGACAGUGAUCGUGAUAAAUAGUGCUAAUUUAUACAAGUCACAAAGUCCAUAAAACAUGCCUUCAAUGUGGAGCAUAUCAUUGUUCAUUAUGUUGAAGUUAUUUUUUUCUACUUUGAUUUAAUUUAUUGAUGUUUUAUAUGUUAAUUUGUGUGUUUGCAACAAAAACCAAUCUGUCUCAUUUAUUGUGGUUAGAAAGGGAAAUUUUAAUAUCGUAGUAAGAAGGGAAAGUCAUGUGAUUACAUUAAUUCUAUAUAUUUUUUAUUAAUUUGAUGUGUGUAUCAAUGGGAAGAUAGUGCAUAGUAAUCAAUCUAAUUAAAAUUAGAUGUUCCGAAUCCGCGUCUGCUUCUUUGAGAAGCGGUAGCAGAUUUGGAACAUCUUAUUUUAAUUAGAUUGCAUAAUAAUGGCAUUCCAAUUCUGUCAAAUAUUUCAAAGUGUUGAAUGAGUUAUAUUGUACAUCAUUGGCUUUCUGCAGCUACAUGUAUAGUUGGUGUGAAAGGAGUGAGAGGCAUUUUUUUCUUUAAUUCUGAAGUUGUAUAAAAAUGUGAUACAACUUGAUUAGCAUAAUAUGAUUUAAUGAGAUUCAUUGAUUCAGUUUUUCUUGUUGAAAUGGUUCACAAUUAUAAAACUGUAUUUGCAUUGUGUUACAAAUAAUACAUUUAUAAACAAAUAUGCCCCUCUCCUAAUCAACUUCAUGAAUUCAGCAUUUCAUUAUUAAAACUACAUUAAAACUCUGUAUAAUAUUUUGACCAAAUACGGACUCUUUUCUCCAGCUUACUGCAUUCUGUUAAUUGACUUGUGUACAUACAUGUAUUAUACAGUAAAAAUCCUUAUUAUAAAAUGCACAUCUUUCAACAUUUUCAACAGCUUAUAUUCAACGUCCCUGAAUAAGCAAGGGCACUUUGUAAAACAUUCCAGUUCUCUUUUCAGUUGUAAGAGUUAUCUCUCUUUGUAUAUUUGAUCUCGUUAAUGCCUCGCUAGUCUGUGAUACUUUGUCCUUCGUUAUAAAUAAUAAAAUCAAUGUUAUUUAUUACUUUCAAAUAAAAAUAGAUUAACAUUA